Messenger RNA from Aquila chrysaetos chrysaetos, 3349 nucleotides. It is a transcript of the gene CABLES2, whose product is annotated as Cdk5 and Abl enzyme substrate 2. The transcript is spliced from 10 exons. Gene Ontology annotation, biological process: regulation of cell cycle. The record is from RefSeq and is a predicted model, not a curated record. NCBI's taxonomy places the organism in Eukaryota, Metazoa, Chordata, Aves, Accipitriformes, Accipitridae. The coding region runs from base 25 to 1632 and encodes 535 amino acids.
AGGCGGUCGCGGCUCAUUCGGAGAAUGGCCGCGGCCACGGCGUGCGGCUCCCCGCCUCCCCGCCCGCCCCGGGAGCAGCAGCAGCAGCCGCCGCCGCGGAAGCGGGGCGACUCCCGCCGGCGGCAGGCCGCCCUUUUCUUCCUCAACAACAUCUCCCUGGACGGCCGCCCGCCCUGCCCGCCCGCCGAGAAACCGCCGGCGUCCGCCGGCCCGGGCGAGGGGGAGGAGGCGGCGGCGGCGGCGGCGGAGCCGGCCGGAGCUCCUCCGCGCUUACUGUCCCCGCCGCCCGCCUGCCAGCCGCCGCCCGCCCUGCUGUUGCCCGGCGUCUCCCCCGCCGCCGCCGCCGGAGGCAAAGGGGAGGCGGACCCCCCCCGCGGGGGCAUUUUCCUGCCGCAGCUGCUGCUGGGCGGUACGCUCUGCCCGCCGCCCCCGGCGCCGCCCGCCCUACCGGGGAUGCUGGCGGCCGCCAAGCCGGGAGCCCCGGGGCUGCUGAGCCCCACGCAGAGCGCGGCGGGCGGCGGCGGCGGCGGCUUCGCGCUGGAAGCUCAGCGGCAGAGAAGGCGUUUUAUCUCCCAGCGCUGCUCUCUAGACUUUUUAGAAGACAUAGUGGAAUAUGCCAGUGUACGAAGAACCAAGCAUAUAUCUGGGUCUCCAAGACACAAAAGUUUGAAGAAGAUGCACUUCAUCAAGAACAUGAGGCAGUAUGACACCAAGAACAGCAGGAUAGUGUUAAUCUGUGCUAAACGAACACUGUGUGUGGCUUUUUCUAUCCUACCUUACGGGGAGAGUUUACGGAUCAGUGAUCUAAAGAUGGAAGGACAGAAGCAACGACAUCCUUCUGGGGGAGUUUCAGUCUCCACUGAGAUGGUGCUUGGACUGGAAGGAGUAGAGCUGGGUGCUGAUGGCAAGGUUGUGUCCUAUGCAAAAUUCUUGUAUCCGACCAAUGCCCUAGUUGUUCGCAAAGCUGACAGCCAUAGUGCUGUUCCCUCAUGUCGGGCUAGUGCUUCACGGAGUCUUCCUGGAUCAAGAUACAAACCUGUGACAGCAAAAACAAUACCAGCAGGAACAGACAUUGGAGGUGAAGCUGGGGAAGCUGCAGAGUACGAUCCAAAUCUUCUGGAUGAUCCUCAGUGGCCCUGUGGAAAACAUAAACGUGUUCUCAUCUUUGCCUCUUACAUGACUACAGUCAUAGAAUAUGUGAAACCCUCGGACCUUAAAAAGGAUAUGAAUGAAACCUUUAGAGAGAAGUUUCCUCAUAUCAAGUUGACACUGAGCAAAAUUAGGAGUUUAAAAAGAGAGAUGCGGAACCUGAGUGAAGAGUGCAAUCUGGAGCCGGUCACUGUCUCCAUGGCUUAUGUUUACUUUGAGAAGCUUGUCCUCCAAGGCAAACUCAACAAACAGAACCGCAAACUGUGUGCUGGUGCUUGCGUUCUGCUUGCAGCCAAGAUCAGCAGUGAUCUCAGGAAACAUGAAGUUAAACACCUUAUAGAUAAACUAGAAGAGAGAUUCAGAUUCAACAGAAGAGAUCUCAUUGGUUUUGAAUUCACCGUCCUCGUAGCUUUGGAACUGGCGCUCUAUCUUCCUGAAAACCAAGUUUUACCUCAUUACAGACGGCUCACACAACAGUCUUAACCAAAGCUGCGUUCCAGCUGACUGCCAGUGGUGCUGGUGGAUCAUGUCACUGAACGCUGCUGCUGGAGUUGCCGCUGGCCUUUCUGUGCCGCUGUGUGCGUCCUGCCACGGCCACAGCUAGUUUUGAAGUCUGCAGUGUGUUACUAAACUGUCGAGGUGUGCAUUAUGGACACGUAUGCCAAGUCUGGGGGAUGGUACGAGAAGAGUUAUUGGACUUUAUUUUCUUUUGGACAUCUAAAGCACAAAUAUUCACCAGUCAGCUGUUAUGGCUGCUUAUUAUUCCUUAUUUAUCUUUUUUGGUUUUACUAAAACUGUUCUUCCCUAUGAAGAAUACUAUGGUAUUGUUUGUUUUUUGUUUUGUUUUUAUUUUUUAAGCCUUUGUUGUAUUCCUUGAGACUAAAGGAAGCAUCACUUCCAUUCCAGUGCACCAUAAAGUUCAGAUGUUUCUAAGAAUCUUCUCGCAUUUUUACAUUAAUGAAAUGCAUACUUUAUUUUUUUUUAAAGAUGUGCCUAAAACUGGCUGGUCUGGUACCAGUGCUUUUUAAGUUAGUUAUAUUAUUUAGCGGGGAAUCCUGAAUUUGUAUAGCCAUUUAUUCUUUACCUGCAUUGGCCUUGCAUAUAAGGAAAACAAUUCCAGUAUAUCUGCACUAAUGAUACACAGGGCAUCUAUUCUCUACUAUACUAUAGACCUAUAAGUAGCAAGAUUGAAAUUACUCCAUUCCAAUUUACUUAACUAUUAAUACCUUAAGAGUAUACACUUUAUUUAAAAAGGAAAGAUUGUUUGAAAAUGUCAUGAAGUACCACAUUGAACAAGGUAGCUGCAGCAAAGUGAUUGCCAUCCUAAUUCACUCUUCAGUGGAAGAUGAGUGCUUGACUAAGAGCAACUUGCUGUUAAAUGUAUCAUUUAUGAUUUUAUUUGUUUCAGUGUUCAAUAGUCUGAAAUAAGCACCUUUUUAGUAGACUGUAUUAUAUAUGGUCUUACGUGCUCUGAGCAAAUACUUAAGUCAGUAGAGCUACUGCUGCCAAACUAAGCCAAUGUAACAAAGCAUGCUCAAUAUUUAAAAUGCUACUUUUUUACUCUGUUCUUCCAAGCAUCGCAUCACUGUGAUGGUCCUCAUAAAACUGGCAUUUGUUGCACAUCUGAACAGCCACUUAAUGGCUGGUGCCCAGCAGCGCUCUAAUGCUUAUGCAGAGGUUAAAUAACUUCUCUGACCAUUGGCUAGUCUUUCAUUUAUUUUUUAAUUAUCCAGGUUGAGAAUGAACUCUUAUAUGUGGAACCUUCUGUGAUAUUGGCUCUUGGGUUUAUUUUCUGAAGCAAUAUUAUGAUACAAGUAACUGUGUGUCCAUUUGCAAGGAACAAAACUGAUGCUUGGCUAUUACAACUGAGAAAUUUGUAAUUUAAGUUUGACUUCUAAAUGAAAUACUAGACCUCGUACUGAGGUAAGGGACCUGCUAUCUAAUAUGUAAAGUAAUGUAAAUUCCUGUUCCUUGUAUUAAAUGUUGGUUGUAACCAAAACCAAAGCUGAAUCUUUGCUCUUCAGCUGUGUUUUGUCUGAAGCUAAUUUGGCUUCAUUAGAAUUGCAGCAAACUUUAACAGAGCCCUUUCCUCUUUAAGGCUCAAAAUGUAUUUUUCAUAUAUAAUAAUUACAGUGACUAUCAAAUCUUUUGUAACUGUGUUCAGCUGUAUGUAGCUUCAAGUUAUUUGUGUAAAAUUUAA